Canis lupus familiaris (dog) is the source of this 1955-nucleotide messenger RNA. RefSeq names its product phosphogluconate dehydrogenase (gene PGD). The coding region runs from base 83 to 1534 and encodes 483 amino acids. Gene Ontology annotation, cellular component: cytosol. The record is from RefSeq and is a predicted model, not a curated record. Gene Ontology annotation, molecular function: phosphogluconate dehydrogenase (decarboxylating) activity; NADP binding. The transcript is spliced from 13 exons. Gene Ontology annotation, biological process: pentose-phosphate shunt, oxidative branch; pentose-phosphate shunt. Lineage: Eukaryota; Metazoa; Chordata; Mammalia; Carnivora; Canidae.
UUAGGACUCAGCCUCACCGCCGCGCCGCGCCCUCAGCCCCCGGCUCCGUGGUUCCUGCCCGGCCGCCGCCGCCGCCGCCGCCAUGGCCGAGGCCGACGUCGCGCUGAUCGGGCUGGCGGUCAUGGGCCAGAACUUGAUCUUGAACAUGAACGACCACGGCUUCGUGGUCUGCGCCUUCAAUAGGACCGUCUCCAAAGUGGAUGAUUUCUUGGCCAACGAGGCAAAGGGAACCAAAGUGGUUGGUGCUCACUCCUUGGAGGAGAUGGUCUCCAAGCUGAAGAAGCCGCGGCGGAUCAUACUGCUGGUGAAGGCUGGGCAGGCCGUCGACGACUUCAUUGGCAAACUGGUACCACUGUUGAACACUGGUGACAUCAUCAUCGAUGGAGGAAAUUCUGAAUACAGGGACACCACAAGACGGUGUCGAGACCUCAAGGCCAAGGGAAUCUUGUUUGUGGGGAGUGGAGUCAGUGGUGGAGAGGAGGGGGCCCGGUAUGGCCCCUCCCUUAUGCCAGGAGGGGACAAAGAGGCCUGGCCCCACAUCAAGACCAUCUUCCAAGGCAUCGCUGCGAAGGUCGGAUCGGGGGAACCCUGCUGUGACUGGGUGGGAGACGAAGGAGCAGGACACUUUGUGAAGAUGGUGCACAAUGGGAUAGAGUACGGGGACAUGCAGCUCAUCUGUGAGGCUUACCACCUGAUGAGGGAUGUGCUGGGCAUGGAGCAUAACGGGAUGGCGGAGGCAUUUGAGGAAUGGAAUAAGACGGAGCUCGACUCGUUCCUCAUUGAAAUCACCGCCAAUAUUCUCAAGUUCCGAGACAGUGAUGGCCAACACCUGCUGCCCAAGAUCAGGGACAGCGCAGGGCAGAAGGGCACGGGGAAGUGGACUGCCAUAUCAGCCCUGGAGUACGGCGUUCCCGUCACCCUCAUUGGAGAAGCGGUUUUUGCUCGAUGCUUAUCAUCUCUGAAGGAUGAGAGGAUUCAGGCUAGCAAAAAGCUGAAGGGUCCCCAGAAGAUGCAGUUUGAAGGUGAUAAGAAAGCAUUCCUGGAAGAUAUUCGGAAGGCCCUCUAUGCUUCCAAGAUCAUCUCGUACGCGCAAGGCUUUAUGCUGCUGAGACAGGCAGCUACAGAAUUUGGCUGGACCCUCAACUAUGGUGCCAUCGCCCUGAUGUGGAGAGGGGGCUGCAUCAUCAGGAGUGUGUUCCUGGGAAAGAUAAAGGAUGCGUUUGAUCGGAACCCACAACUUCAGAAUCUACUACUUGAUGACUUUUUCAAGUCAGCGGUUGAAAACUGCCAGGACUCGUGGCGGCGGGCAGUGAGCACCGGAGUCCAGGCGGGUGUCCCCAUGCCCUGCUUCACCACCGCCCUUUCCUUCUAUGAUGGAUACAGACACGAGAUGCUACCGGCCAACCUCAUCCAGGCUCAGCGGGAUUACUUUGGGGCUCACACUUACGAACUCUUAGCCAAACCCGGACAGUUUAUCCACACCAAUUGGACAGGCCACGGUGGCAGCGUGUCGUCCUCUUCAUACAAUGCCUGACCAGACUGGUUACCCGCCACAAUUCCCUAGACUGGGACAUUCCACUUGCCACUUGCCACUGCUUACACAGCCCUCUGCCCUACUUUCUGCUCAGACCUUUUAAAGUAGUCUCUCAUAAGAGACUCCUGAAAAAGUUAAUGUGAGUUUACUUGUAAAGUAGCUGGGUUAGCAGCACCGUGCCCUCUGGCCUGGCCCCCUUGGGGCCAAGCAGGAGGUGCCCGUGUGCACACCAGCGUGAAUCAUGAGUCAGCUCCCAGCAGCAGUUUUCCACGUGUCCCCUGUGAUUAGGGAGGCAGGGCAAUUUCCCGAUAGAGGCACGCAUAGAUGGGAAGGGUUGCUGUGGGAUUUUCUCAAACUGGAAUCUUCGUAUCAUGUAAUAGAUUUCCCAUUCUCCACUUAAUAAAAGGUACAUUCUACUUAC